GUUUUUUUUGUUGCUAAACUGCAAAUUCGAGAGUAAUCCAACUCAUUUACGCCUGAAACUUUCCGUUUAUAAACGACAUUAAUUUGUGUGGUGAGAAUAUUGCCAAUUUUUUCACAAACGACAUUAACUACUACAACUAGUGUUGGGAGAGCAUGAAAUAGACAUGACACGUGGCACACUACAAUCAAAUAACUACACUUUUCUACUCCUACGUUACCUCUUUUCAAAUCUCUCAAUUUGUUUUUAAAAAUCUCCCAAAUGUUUUUUUCUCAACACAAUCCAACAAAACCAACAAACUUAAUCAUUAAAGCCAAGAUUUUUAAUAUAUUUUAUUUUAUUUUACUUACUUUUUGGCAGCUCAAAACUAGAAAAAAAAAAAGAUAAAAUCUUUUUUCUCUCACGACUCUCACUUAAUGUUCUAGGGAUCUGGGUCUCCUUUAUUUUCUCAAAAAACAAAAUUCUCACCUGAUUUGGAUACACAUUUUUAUUAAAAAGAGACUCCACACUCAGUUCAAGAGUACUGUUUUAGUCAAAUUAAAAAAAUCUUUUACUCAACACCCAGAUCUUAAAAUGAGUGCAUUGCUAAAUUAGCAUUCAAAUUACGUGUCUUUAUGCUAGAUCUUGAAUUGGGUAUUGAUUACUUUUGUUAAAAGUAAUUGGGUUUUGUUUUUUGUUCUCUGGUGAUUUGAUAUUUGGUUCUGGGUUUUGGAUUUUGUUGAGUGUGGAGUAAGAUAUCAGUAUGGCUUAUCCAACUGAGCAUUAUGGGUUGUGUAGUAAUGGGGCUUUGAGGGUAGUGUUGUUUUUGGUGGCUACAUUCUUGAUUGGGUACAUUGUCAGACCACAGUUGUACUCUAAGGAGAAUUCUAGUUCUCAAGAUGCUUUAACAUGUCCUUGUGAUUGUGAUUGUCCUGAAGAAUAUGCCUUGUCAUUGCCAUUAGGAUUUGACAACAGCUCAUAUGCAGACUGUGGGAGUCAGGAUCCGGAUAUGCAUGAGGAAAUGAAGAAGGAUAUUGUAGCUUUACUAUCGGAGGAAAUUACUCUGCAGAGAAGAGUGACUGAUGAAUCCGUGGAGCAUACCAGGGCACUGGUAAUGGAUGCUAAGACGACGUCUUUACACUAUCGAAAGGAAGCAGAAAAGUGUAAUGCACAAACGGUUACUUGUGAAGAAGCAAGAGAGAGAGCGCAAGCAGAACUAGUGGAGGAGAGUAAACUUUCAGAAUUAUGGGAGAAACGAGCUCGAGAACUUGGUUGGGAAGACAGCAGAAGAAGAGUAUAUUGAUGAGAUUUGAUAUUCUCAUUAUUCUUUUUGCCUCAUUGAGGUUUCCAACUUCAAAUUGUAUUUAUUUGUGCUUUUUAGUCUCUUUGUGAAUAUUUUAAAACCAAUGAAAUGGUUUUUCCAUCUCUUCAGUCUAUGGUUCCAAUAUUUCAUUUUCA
Mercurialis annua (annual mercury) is the source of this 1434-nucleotide messenger RNA. RefSeq lists its product as uncharacterized. The transcript is spliced from 3 exons. The coding region runs from base 740 to 1279 and encodes 179 amino acids. Lineage: Eukaryota; Viridiplantae; Streptophyta; Magnoliopsida; Malpighiales; Euphorbiaceae. The record is from RefSeq and is a predicted model, not a curated record.